AAGGAAGUAGAGUUAGCAAUGAAUGUGCAGAGACACAAAAGAGCUGCAAAAUUUGUGUUCCUAAUGUUCUGUUGUACAGCUCAGUGACAACAAGCCGUGAGAUAGCAAGUAAUUAAAAUAAAACGAGAGCGAUAGAUAGAGAAAACAGAGCACCGAAAAGCACACUAUUUUCAUACAACACAGCGGAUCAGAAGAUACAUAAAGAAAUAAAGGAUACAGAGAUUCCACUUCAGAAAGGCUCUUUCAAAACCACCAUCUCUCCCUCUGUCAUGGAUGCGUCUGGGGGAUGCUGGGACAGCUGUCUGAAUGAGGAGGAUCUGCCUGAGAUGGAUGGCACGUGUGAUGCUUGUGAACCGGAUGAGCCUCAGCCAGCAGCUCAGGUUUGCACACACUGUCGUUUCGCCUUCUGCAUCAGCCAUGCAAACAAACAUUCACAAAGCACUGGUCACCAGCUACAGCCGUACUGUCCCCCAGACCCUGAGUUAGACCCUCAGCCGCUGACAGAGAGUCAGGGGGCUGAAAUCAGAGCAGAGUGGGCAGAAGCUGCUGGCGGUGAGGACAAUCAACUGAAGGGGAAACAAGAUACAGUGACGGUGGAGAGGCUUAAGUGUAAGCAGCACGGACAGGAGGGCUCGCUCUACUGUAAAAAUGAUGAGCGGAUCAUUUGUGUGGUGUGUGCAGUACAGGGAGAACACAGAGAACAUGAGAUCAUCACUCUCAAAGACGCUUACCUGUGGCAGAAAAGCAAAGAAGGCAUUGACCUACUGGAACACACUCAAGAAAUAGCUGAGAAGAUCAAGGCCAAAUGGACCAGCCCUGAUAUGAUUACAGAUGAGCUGGAGCAGUACGUGAACCAGCAGUUUGAUGAGCUUCAAAGGUUGGUUCGGCUUGAGGAGUGGUGGGUGCUGCAUCUAGUAGAUCUAAAGGAGGCGUUCCUUACCGCUCAGGCUGCUGAGAAGAUUUCUGAGAUCAGCGUCCAUACUGAACGACUGCAAGAGGAGAUGGACUCCAUCACACAGCAGCUGGGUGAACUGGAUCGGGCUGAGGAGGAGGGAGUCGCCCCUAUGUCCCUAGCCCCACUGCUGGCCGCCAGACCACGACCACCUCCUGCAGCUCUCAUAGAGCACAGACCACUGGAUCCUGAAGUGAGGUUUUUUGUGAUACUACUUGAAUACUUCAGAGCUGCCAAUCAAAGGAGGGACCCUCAUGAUCCUUCAGUAGAUGAAGAGAGAGAAGAUGAACACAUGGGACAUGCACCCUAAAACUAAUGGGCAUUCUGUACCAUUUCUGCCAUUUCUCCUUUCAAGCAUCAUGGGAUACAAAUUCAAACUGAAUGCAACUGUUCUGAUGUCAUAGUAUCAUCAACCAAUUAUUGGAUAAUGUGUUUUACCUUGAAAUUAUUUCUUUUUUCUAAGAAGGUCAUGAAAUGUAUGCAGCAAAUUAGAAUCAAGCUCUGGCCUCAUGUACAACCAAAGACUUGUAUCUGGUAACUCUGGGAAGGUGAGAAUGCUGGUCGAUUGAAAAUGAUUUUUGCUUUAGAGUAAAUUCAGCUUGUUCUUUGCUUAAAUAUGUUGCUUUGUGUGGGACACACAUUAUUUUGGUCAACAAAAUGCUAUAAAGAAUAUAUAUUUUUUAACCAAUCCAUUUUUCUCAUUGUUCUUCUGACAUUUGCAAAUAAUAUGUAUUCAUAUAUAACAAUG
This is a messenger RNA of Xyrauchen texanus (razorback sucker), 1700 nucleotides long. It is a transcript of the gene trim44, whose product is annotated as tripartite motif containing 44. Gene Ontology annotation, molecular function: zinc ion binding. The transcript is spliced from 6 exons. Bases 270 to 1262 code for a protein of 330 amino acids. Lineage: Eukaryota; Metazoa; Chordata; Actinopteri; Cypriniformes; Catostomidae. The record is from RefSeq and is a predicted model, not a curated record.